GGGACACGCACAAACCUACACACUGGGAGCCGUCUUCUGUCCUGCAGCACAUGCUUCUUAUCAUAGCUCCUGAACACGGAAACAGCCAUUAUUUUAUAUGUAACUAAUCAGCGGAGAGCACAUUUCCUCAUAUGCUUAUUUCAUCGCUUUUGUCAAUCAAGGGUGGCUGGGUCUGUGUGACUGUCCAUCUGCUGCCACUGACAUGCACUUGUAUUUUCUUUGCUCACCUGCACAUUUUUACACUUCAAAGUUGCUGUCAAAUGCUGGAGGAUCCCUUUGGAUACUGCACUGAUGGAAAUGAAGAUCUCCAGGUUGACUAAAUGUAAAGGGAACUUGUCUGCUCUAUAGGAAACCUGAUUCUAUUAUUAUUUUGUAACUGCAUGAGCGUUUCCCUGAGCGUUAGAUCUCAGAAGAUUUGGGGGUUCCUUUGCACUUCUGUAUAGUUUUCCUUCUGGGUAUCUCACCCAGGCCGCUAGUCUAGAUGCUCCUCGGGGCAUCCUGGUUGUGUACCUCCAAAGGACCACAGAAACCAUCCAAGGGUGAGGAAGAGGAGAGGAGAAGGGAGAGGAGAGGCAGGAGGGAAGGUGGGAACGGUGGUGGAGGAGGAGGUGGCGGUGGUAGUGGAGAAGAAAUGGAUGAGUCUUCGUUGCUGGAUUUGCUGGAGUGUUCUGUGUGCUUGGAGAGGUUGGACACUACAGCCCGUGUGCUGCCGUGCCAGCAUACCUUCUGUCGCCGCUGUUUGCAGAGCAUAGUGAGCUCUAGGAAUGAGCUGCGGUGCCCCGAGUGCCGCAUUCUAGUGGAGUGUGGGGUGGAUGAUUUGCCAGCCAAUAUCCUACUGGUCAGGCUGCUGGAUGGCAUCCGCCAGAGACCUAGGGGUAGCCCUAAUGGGAGCCCCACAGCAAGUGGCCACCAGAGCAGCAGCAACAACAGUAACAACUGUGCUAGCCCUGGGUGCUCAGCUGCAGGAGGAACCAGUGCUCCUCAUGCCACUAACGCUGUGUGCACCCCCAGUCUAAGGGAUCUGGCCUCUGCCAGUCAGAAUGGCUUGUUGCUGACCAAGAAGGACAUGGUGGAAGAGAGGAGUACAAGGACUACAGACAGGUGCUUAAGGACAGUAAAACGAGUAGCUCUGGAUCACGGAGCACUGACUCUGGUGAGCUGCAGAAUAAAGUUUGAGAACAUUUCCCAGCUGCCCUGUGGAAGAGCUCUGUACGCGUAUGAAGGGAAAGAACCUGGGGAUCUCAAAUUUAACAAGGGGGAUAUAAUUAUUCUAAGGCGAAAGGUUGAUGAGAACUGGUAUCACGGAGAGUUAAAUGGUAAUCGUGGGUUUUUUCCGGCAAGCUACGUACAGUGCAUAAAACCACUGGCACAGCCCCUACCGCAAGGCAAAGCACUUUAUGACUUUGAAAUCAAGGAUAAAGACCAAGACAAGGAUUGUUUGACAUUUACCAAGGAUGAAAUUCUGACUGUGAUAAGACGGGUCGAUGAUAACUGGGCAGAAGGAAUGUUGGGAGACAAGAUUGGGAUUUUCCCAAUUCUUUAUGUAGAGCUGAACGACACAGCAAAACAACUCAUUGAAAAGGACAAGAUGUGCUUAUCUGCAGCGUCAGGCUAUGAGGUCCCUGUCUCAUUUGAUGUCAGUAUGCUAGUCAGUGUGACCCAGACCUCUACCUUAAACAGUAAUGGAGCUGUAAAUGCCAACCAAAGGCAUAGCGACAUCAAGAGGAAUGCCAAGAAGCGACACUCCUUCACCGCCCUCAGUAUGACGCACAAAUCCUCCAAUGCCAUGAAUAACAGGCACUCCAUGGAAAUUAGUGCUCCUGUUUUGAUCAGUUCUAGUGAUCCCCGUGCUGCUGCCAGGAUCGGAGAGUUGGCUCAACUUUCAUCCAGUGCUCCAGUCCAGGAUUCAUCCACUUUUUCAUCAAGCCCUGUGGCUGGGGCUGCAGCCUCCAAAACAGCAUCAGGUACUGGAGAACAAGGAACUUCACCAAAGGUUCAGCUCCCCCUCAAUAUAUACUUGGCCCUGUAUGCAUACAAACCACAGAAGAAUGAUGAGCUGGAGCUCCGCAAGGGUGAGAUGUACAGAGUCAUUGAAAAAUGUCAAGAUGGCUGGUUUAAGGGAACCUCCCUCCGGACAGGAUUAUCAGGAGUCUUUCCAGGCAAUUAUGUCACACCUGUUUCUAGGGUGCCAGCCAGUCUUCUUCAUUCAAGAAAUUGCUCUGUAGGGGUACCUUUGACAUCUAGAGGAUCACCCCUGGCUGCUCAUGUAUCCACUGGUGGGUUGACAAACUGUAACACUGUUGUCAGACCAGUUCUUCCAAUCACUGUGCCUCAAAUACAUCCUCAUCAGUCUCCAACGUCCUCUCAGUCAAACUGCACUAAAAUGUCUCCUCAGCAAGCUGUCAAUCAAACUCGUAUUCCUAUCCAGAUGGUGCACACAUCAGUACAACCCCCGGAGCGCCCCACAGCUACAGUCUCACCACUAAGGACACAGAGUUCACCAUCUCGUCUACCUACCAAUAUGAACAGGCCACACUCCACUAUUUCUCCACAACACAUCCAGCAGUCAACUCCACAAACGUCUCCUGCUGCGCACUGUGCAAGGCCAGUAAUCCCUUUGACUUCUGCGGCAGCGGCUAUCACUCCCCCCAAUAUGUCAGCAGCCAACAUAAAUGGUGAGGCCACCAAUGGACCCAUCAACAGCCCACUUACUGCUAGCCCAACACAUACAGUGCCCAAAACAGAAGAGAGAAAGACUGAAAAGAGAGAGAAGAAAAGUGGACUGUUGAAGCUCUUAGCUGGGGCAUCGGCAAAAAAAAAGUCACGUUCUCCUCCCUCGAUCUCACCAACGCAUGAUCCCCAAGUCAUGUUGGAGGGAAUGAUACCAGGAGCUGUUGGACUUGAGCUUUCCUCUGUGACCAAUCAUGGAAGGGCAGGAUCAUGUCCUAUUGAGAGUGAAAUGCAAGGAGCCAUGGGAAUGCAUCCACUACACAGGAAAACAGGUUCUUUGGAUCUCAACUUUUCAAUCCCUUCUCCAGUAAGACAACCCACAUGUGCAAUGAUGGCUGUUCGCCCAGAGCCCAAAUUAAUGCCUAGAGAAAGGUAUCGAGUUGUUGUACCAUACCCACCACAAAGUGAGGCAGAAAUUGAAUUGAAAGAAGGUGACAUUGUGUUUGUUCACAAAAAACGGGAAGACGGCUGGUAUAAAGGCACAUUACAAAGGAAUGGGAGGACAGGACUAUUCCCUGGAAGCUUUGUGGAAACUUUCUGAUGACUCCUUUCUCUUAUAAAACUAAAAUCAUUACGAUUUCUCUCUCAAAUGAAGUAAAAGUGGAUGUGAAAGCAGUUGGGUCAAAUCAUUAAUAAGCACAAGACAAAAAGCAACACAUAUAUUCUACCAGUUUCCAUAUUCACUUCCAAAGAAACCCCUGGACCUUCAUCUUAAGUCCUACAGGAAGAUGCUAGCUUGAGUUCCUUCCUUGAGUCAGCCAAGACAUGUGAUGAUGAAGUAGUGCCUUCCGCAAACUGAAAGGAUGCGCAUUUUGACCAUUUUAGAUAACUGUGGUACAUAUUAGUGAUCAGCAAAAUAAUAUACAUGUUUCUGUAACUUAUUUGUCUAAACUGCAGUGUUUCUAUUUCUUGUCUCGGUAAAGUAAUAUAAAAGGUGUGAAAGACAGGCCAAGCACAUGAUGUAAAUGUGAACAAUGUGGUACUUUUAACAAAUCAUAUUUCAUAUUCUAUAAAUAGUACUUGAUAGUCUCUUGUUUUGAUUUGGGUAUUGACUUCUGAACUGGCUAAAUGUUUUUGAUGGAAAAGUGGCAACUAUGCACCAAAUGUUUGCUGUUAUAAUUUUGUGAUACAUUUUAUUUUAAUUUUUUUUUUUUUGGCAUUUUAAGCAUCUUAUUUGAUUAUUUAUUUUAGGGGUCAUCUGGACAGCUCUUCACUUAACAUGUGCUAUUCAUAGGUCAUUCUUAAAUAAGGUGUAAUUUAAACAUUAUUUAGCCUUUAUUCAUUUUAUUCUGCUUCUGUGCUUUAUAAAUGACCUUAUUUAACCUAAACUACUGGCGUAUAACUUAGAAGAAUGCAAAUGGGAGAAAUCCAGCAAUACUUAAGUAAACUUGUAUUAGCAGACACUUUCUAAGUUUACAAGAUGGCAACUUGCUAGUAGUUUUGUAUGAUAUUUCAAGGGAUAUUGUACUCAAAAAAUGUCUGUAAUGUUAAUGAAAAAGCAGAAGAAAAACAUGUUCAUUUUUAUGUUUUCAAACAGGGACAAAAUAAUGGUCCUAUAAUAUUUAACAUAAAUGCUCUUUAUUUUCUUACCUAUGAAAAGCUGUAAAGGAGAUAAAAUCAUAUAAGAAAUUUUACAUAACCAAACGUCUUUGAAAUAUACUUACCCUUCUCAUUCUCCUUCUCACAUGCCCACUGCUGAUGCUUCCGCUAUAGAUACAGAGAGCUACAGCCAAUAGGUAGCUGCAGUGCUAGCUUCUAUAGAGAGAAAAGGUAAUUAUAUAAAGAGCCCUUAUGUUAAAUGUUAUGGGAUCGGCUUUGUAUACCUUAAUUAUAGUGAAACUAACAGGAAGUGUAAAUAAUAUCUAGGUAUAUAUUACUUACUGCCUUAGAGGAAUAACUUCUAUAGAAUAGGUUGGAUAUAUCAAUUUGAAUAUCAUUUUUUUAAGAAGACAACCAACCCUGCCCCCCCAUGUGAUACAUUUUGAAUUAUUCUAAUUUUGAUUUGAUAAUUUUUGAGUACCAUGUCCCUUUAAGUUAAUAUAUAAAAUACAGUAACAUAUAACAAGGCUAUGUGUUUCAAUGACACUUUAUUUGCACAGGUGCUUAUAAUUUUAUCUGCUAGUAAAUCUAAGUGAACAUUUAAUGAAAAAAAUGUUUUUUACACUGUGUAUGUAUAAAUGUAGUUUACUUAAAAUACAACUUUAUUGGUAUACUAGAAUGGCUUACUGCCAACAGUGUACAAUAUCUAAUUGUGCCAGGAAUAGUCAAACAAUGAAAGAAGUAUGUGGCAUAAAAUUUGAAUGAUCUCAUGUAUUUAUACUGGUAAAAAGUGCACUGCAAAUCCACAGGAAGAAAAUGUAAUAAUCAAGUAAAUAUUCUGAAAUGGUAUUGUCAAAAGGAUUUUAUUUAUUGCUGCCAAAUCUUACAACUAUUCAGUGCCCACGGAAGCAACAUAACAUUAAUGACCAGCAACAAAUAUAGGUGUCCAGGGACCGGCUAAUGCAAUAAUGAGAACAAACUGAACAUUACCAAAUGUCAAAUGGUAGAGCAAUUAGCACAGAAAAUUUGCUGAAACUCAGCAAUAAGAUGGGAUUUGUAGAUCAUUGGCUUUGUUUCUUUAUAUCUUGUCUGAGACUGAUUUAAUCUUUGUAAUUAUGAAAUUGUUUUUAUCUAACCAGAAAAGAAACUAUGGGGCCUAUUUAUCAAUUUGCGAACGGACAUGAUACAAAGUAGCGUAUCAUGUCCGCCGCACAUCGAUGAAUGCCGACAACAUACGCUGUUGGCAUUUGUCAUUGCACCAGCAGUUCUUGUGAACUGCUGGUGCAAUGCCACCCCCUGCAGAUUCGUAGUCAAUCGGCCGCUAGCAGGGGGUGUCAAUCAACCCGAUCAUAUUCGAUUGGGUUGAUUUCUGUCCGCGGCCUCAGAGCAGGUGGACAAGUUAUGGAGUCAUACGAAGCUUGAUAAAUAUGCUGCUAUGGCUUGUGUUUACGUUUCUAAUAUACCUGAAUCAUCAGGAAUACUUUGCAUUAAUUUGCAGGGGAUAUAAAAGUAGUUUUGUCUUCUAUGAUACCUUUUCUUGAAAAAAACUAUUACUAGAGAGCUGGAAACUAAAAAUUCCAGUUACUGAAAUCAGACCAUGAGUUCUACUGAGUCAAAACAAAUUAGCUUUCAUCUUAAGAUGAAGCAGAAAGAGAGCAGACGUUUCUACCACGACCCUCCUGAGCUUGGCUGGAUUUUUCAUUAGACUAAGUAGGAUCUUAUCUAGGGUCCCCUUCACAAUAAUAUAUAACUUCUGUUGUAUUCUGUUUGUAAACAACUGCUGAUUGCAGUCACAGGUAUCUAUUAUGUCUAGAUGGUAGAAGUGAUGUCACCAAAUACAAGUGUAGUAAACAAUUAAAAUAACCACUGGUUAAAGGGACAGUAAACCCCUUGAAAUUACAAGACAUGCCUGCUGUGUUUCUAUAGAAAAGCAUAUCAGCCAAGACAUAAUGUUUUUAAAAUAAAAUAACAUCUUGCAUGCUGCAUGUUUUUCAAUAGCCAAACUCCACCCACCAUUUGCCUUAGCUGGAGGAGCCAACAUGGGCUUGAGUCUGCAGACAAGGCUAGCCACAGUUGGCGCUCUACAAAUAACCGAUAAUAAAUAAUAAUAUUUACACUUUGCUGCCCAUCACUGCGUGACUUACCCCCUUCGCUGUGCUAGGUUCUCUGCCGUGUCUCAUGGCAUGAGAACGAGGCUCCCAUUGGAGCCUAUGGAAGUGUGAGUUCACGUUUGCAUUGUGUUUAACCUGUAAUACCAGUGCACAUUUGCAUGCGUCGGUAUUACUGAGAGGAUCGCAAAUAUCACGCUCGCAUAAGCGCAAUUUUGCGCUCCACUCAUAAUCUGGCCCAUAAUCAGUUCUUGAAUAGAAGCAUGAGACCCGUGGGAAUAUGUGUUUGCUCAGGUUCAUUUUUAUCAUGUUUCUGGAUAUUUUGUUAACACUGACAUAGAUUCACUAAGAUUGUGUAAUAUCUUAGAAAAUGAAAUUAAAUAAGUUAUAGUACCCUGUAAGGUGUCUCCAGAUGGAAGAACUUUACUUUGUGACUGUGUUGGGGAUACUGAUUUUUAAAUUUGAAAAACUAUUGAAGACAGAGAAAUUGAUAUCCAACACAGGCAAAACACCCUUAGCAGCACAAUGAUGGGAUGAUGCUCUCAAAUAAUUAUUGCAGAAAAAUAUAAGCGUUAACGGUUGAGUUGCCACAGUGGCCAUGUUUAUCUGGACUGUUAUGAGUUGCACAUGCUGCAGGGUUUGCAAAGUAAAAACAUAUUGUACCUGUGAGCAGCACAUGAAUAGGACUGCUGCGUACAAACCCUGCAGCAUGAGUAACUCAUAACUGUUCAGGAAAACACAGCCGCUGUGACAAACCCUAGUUUGCAGGUAUCUGGCAUAAUUUAGUGUCAUCAGCAAAAAUGAAAACAUAGCUCUUACCCUUCAUCUAUGUCACUAAUAAAGGUAAUUAAAAUAACCAAUCUCUCAGAAGUGCCACUUAUCCCUUUAGUACAAUUAUCCUUCAACCGUUCCUUAUUUCAGCAAAACCCAUCGCCCUAUUUUUCAAAUUUACCUUAGCACUUAUUUAUUUCCUCAUAAACCAUCCUGCCUCUUACUUAUUUUUGCACACAGUCAUUUUCAGAUCUGUUCUAGGUGCUUCCUCACCAUUAAUGUCAGAUUCUCAUUAGUAGUUUGGGUGAGUUCCGUUUCACUUUUAAGCACUUUUUACACUAGUUCUGUUAAGCCAUACGUGAAGACAUUAAGUUUUGGAAAAAUAAAGUAUAGGUUUGUUUAUUACAGAUCUAAGUUCCCUUAGAAUUCUUGGAUUUAUUAUACUUGGACCUGCAGCUUUCGUGAAACACAACAUUUUUUCUUUCAUGAUUCAGAUAGAGAAUACAAUGUUUAAAAAGUUCAAAAUGUGCGUCAUUGUCAUGUUAUUCUUUGUUGAAGAGAUAUCUAGAUAGGUAGAGUGCACAUGUCUGGAGUGCAACAUGACAGGAAAUAGUGCGGCCAUUUAGUGCUUUUUCUAAUGUAUAAAAUUGUUGCAAAUCUGCUUCCAUAUAGUUCUGCAGACACGUGCACACUCCUGAAUUUACCUUCCUGCUUUUCACCAAAGGAUAACAAGAAAACAAAGAAAAUUUGAUUAAAAAAAAAGUAAAUUGGAAAGUUGUUUAAAAUUGAAUGUUCUAUCUCAAUCGAGAAAGACAAAUUUGGGGUUUUAUGUCCAUUUAAUUAUAUAAAGCUUCUUUUUGACAUAAAAACUCAAGCAAGUUUUGAUUAAUGGAAUGGAAAUUCUAUUCUGUUUAGUUUUAACGUCUCUACACUUAGUUCAUCUUUUGUGUAAACAGCAGAAACAAUUUAUUUAAAUCUCCAACCUUUUUCUGGUCACUACUGAUCACGUUAACAAUUUCACAUAUUAGUUUCUCUUUAGAUGGUGAAGCAGUGAUACGAUCUUUAGCAUCUUUCUGAAUAAUUUCUCACACCUAUGCUGAAGCCAUUUUCAUUUGUUUAUAGUCAUGUCGUAUAAACACCCAUUCAGUGGCUUGUCUGUGAAUUACUAACACAAAUCAUAUGUUGUUUUUUCAACAGGCCAAUAACUUAUAAAUUGUUUUUUUGCAAAAAAAAAUUAAAAUUCAUUCACCUUCCUGAAAUUUUAGAUUCUACAUCUAUAUUUUUCAACAAGAAUGUAGCUGAAUAUGAAAACAUAACGUAAAAAUAGGUCUAAAAUAAAGCAUAACUUUAUGAGGCAAAUGUAACGUUUACACAAAAUGAGAGUUUUUACCAAGUGUCUGAGACCAGAUUUGGGGAAGGAAGAACAAAAAUAGGACUAUAGUACCUAAUCUGAUGUCUUUUCACAACCUCACCUUCUUCUUUCCCAAGUUACUAGUCAUCCUGUAGUUUUGUGGAGAGCAGGCAACACUAAUUAGUCAGAGUCUGACAAACACUGGUCACCAUGGCUCCUAAAAUGUUACCUGCGGUUUAAUAUUUUAGAUUUAUUUAUCUGUAAACAAAUACUAUUGCCUGGCUCUUAAAAUGUGUAGCAAUAGAGGGAUUCAAGGAUGCACUGGUAGCUAAUAGAUGUUGCAAAAACUUUAUUGAAGAAAACAUUAAAAGUUCAUCGCUGAACACAUUUCAUUCCAUAGACAAGUGAGAGGUGUAUGUUCCACCCCAGGGACUGCUUGCUGACGCGUUUCGGCUCCAAGGGCCGUAAUCGUAGCUGCAGUCACUUGCCUUAAUGAUCCUUAAAUAUCAAUUAAAGCCAGCUAAUAGGUUAAAAAUAGUAACACCCUUCUUUUACCUGGGGUGGAACAAAAAACACCUUUUAAGGUCUAAACUCUUUAUUGCAUAUAUGGACACAUAGUAAGUUUAAUACUAACUUGGACCAAACAAUGAUUAAAGACCGUAAAACUCACUAAAUUUUGCUCAAAAUGACCCAUAUACCUACAUUAACAGUAUGAAACAACAAAUAUGUAUAUAUAUAAAAGUUCAUAAUGCAUAUAACCAUAUUUGCAACUUUCUGAUACAUUUGUUGACAUUGCAAAAUAGAUACAAAUAUACAGAAAAGCGAUAUUACAAAUGCAAUUGCCAAUACACAAAAGGAAAGGAAAAGAAAGUGUAAGUCUAUUCCAUUCCCUUAUUAUAACCUAAGUUUCAUGCCCCAAAUUUGAUCACUUCCCAAUUAAUGUGAAAACAUAUAUAGAGGAUUUAAUCCAAUCCAAGGGGAUUCAUGGAAGAAAAAAAGGUUAUAAACCAUGUUUAAAAUGUAUGGGAUUCUCAAUCUCACUUAUCAAGUCACUUUCUUCUCAGUGACACAGGGAUUGAAAAGGGGUCGUCCUAGUUAAAAAGACUGAAAUAAUGAUGCAAAGAUAAUAGCAUCUUCAGGAUGCUGGAUACACAGGCCAAAGGAUUAUUACUCCCAAAAAUUAAUGAGAUCAAACUCUGAAUUUAAUCCAUAAGGGAUCCUUGUUUUUAGUCUGUGUAUCCAGUAUGCCUCCCUUUUAGACAAUAAUUUAUCUCUAUCUCCUCCUCUUGAUUUACAUCUCACCAAUUCAACUAAGGUCCAUUUCAAGAAUUGGGGACUACUAUUGUGCCACUCCUUGAAAUGCCGCACUAGCGGUGUGGUCAAUUUGCCUGCUUUUAUGUUCGUAAGGUGUUCCCUUAUUCUUUCCCUUGUUUCUCUCGUCGUGAGUCCUGUGUAUUGAAUUUCACAUUCAGUACAAGUCAGGAGAUACACUGCAUAAGAGGUUCUGCAAUUUAGACAAGAUAGAUGUUCAAAUUGCUCUCCUGUCGCUGUGCUGGAAAAGCCAUUACCUUGUUGUAAGUACAUGCACGCUGUGCACUGUGUGUAACUGCACCUGUAUGUGCCCUUGUAUCUUAACCAUGAUGAGGUUUGAGUAUGUGUAUCUGGCCUCAACUGAGUGGGUGCUAAAAUAUUACCUAUACUUUUCCCUUUUCUAAAGGCGUAUCUGCAGCCUUUGGGUAUAACAUUAGCUAGCCCGUCAUCCGCCUUAAGCAUUGGAAAAUGUUUCCUUAAUAUAUUGCAGAUGUUAUGAUAUUGUUGGCUAUACUGUGUUAUGAAUGUCACACCUUCAAAUUUCAUAUCAGUUUUCUUUUUUGUCUUUAGUAGAUCCUUCCUGUCUAUCCCUGCAAUUCUCUCUCUAGAUGCUGUAAUCUCCUUUUGUUUGUAACCCUUAGUGAGAAAUCUCCUCUCCAAAUCCAGAGCCUGUCUUUCAAAUUCUGUGUUUAAAGUACAGUUCCUUUUAAGCCUUAUAAACUGCCCAUUGAGGACAGACCUAAAUACCCUUUUGGGAUGGCUGCUCUGGGCAUGGAGAAGAGAAUUUCCCGCUAUGGGUUUCCUAUAAAUCCUGGUUACAAUUCGUCCUUGGUCAGUGCCUGACAAGUUCACAUCCAAAUAGUUAAUACUCUCUGGAUGGAAAUCAUAUGUAAAUUUUAUACCCAUGUCAUUGUUGUUUAAAACAUUGACAAAAUCAGAUGCUUCUGUCUCACUACCUUUCCAGAUGACCAACAGGUCAUCUAUGUAGCGUUUAUAAUAAACAAUUCUCUCUUUCCAGUGUCCAUCACAUGCAUAGAUGCGGGACAGCUCCCACCAACCCAUAAAUAGGUUGGCAUAGGAGGGGGCAAACUUGGCCACCAUAGCUGUCCCACAUCUCUGCAGGUAAUGGACACCUUCAAAGAGAAACAUGUUAUGUGUGAGCAAGAAAUGGGUAACUUGUUAUAUGUAAGAACGAAAUCCUUGUUCAUACGUUGUGUAUCUCUCCAGGGAAAAACUUAGUGCUUCCAAACCCUUGUUGUGGGGGAUGGACGAAUACAGUGAGGUGACAUCUAUUGUGAGCCAUCCAUACUCAUUAUGCCACUGUAUCCGUUCCAUCUCCGUCAACAACUGUUUAGUGUCAUAGAGGUGGCUGGGCAGCUUCACCACCAGUGGUUGCAAAAUUUCAUCCAACCAUUUGGAUAACGGCUCUAUUAAAGAGCCUAUCCCACUGAUGAUGGGUCUGCCCUUCACCUCUACCAAGGAUUUAUGAACCUUGGGUUCAAUUAAUUAGUCAUCAAUUAAAUGACUAAUUUCAUAUUUGAAACGACUGGAGGGGUUAAACUCAAGAAUUUGGUAUUGUGUGGGGUCUGUGAGCUGGCGUAAUGAUUCCUGUACAAAAAAUUAUUUGUCCAUCACUACCACAGACCCCCCCUUAUCCGCUGAGCGGAUGACCAACUUCUCAUUCUGUUGUAAAUUUUUGAGUGCAACAGACUCUAAUUUGGUGAGGUUACAAUGCUUUUUCUUCUGAACAGUAUAUGCCAAUUGCGUUAAAUCUGUUUCCACUCUCUUCUGAAAUUUUUCCAGAAUAGUACCUCUAGAUUGAAUGGGGUAAAAUCUGGAAGGUAGUGAUAGAGAAGGACCCCUAUCCCUUUGUGUAUCGUCAUGUGGGUUAACAUUCAUGGAGCCCUCUUCAAAUAACAUUUCUAAAGACUGUAUGUCGCUGUAUUCCUGAAAUGUGAGCGAUGUAUGUGUUGUAGAUUGUUGUGUAUCACUACUAGUAAACUCAAAUUGAUUCGUCUCUUCGUUCUUAUUGAAGUGUUUCUUUAAUGUGAGGUUUCUGAUUAGUCUAUUCACAUCGACUAGUGUUUGGAAAAGGUUAAAAUUCUCAGCUGGAACAAAACUCAAACCAUAGCUGAGUACCUUUAAAUCCACUUCACUAAGUUCCUGUGAAGACAGGUUAAUUACAGAAUUUAAUUGUAUUUCGUUUGGGAUCUCCCCCUCCGGGGUGGUAAUCCCUUGUCCUUCAAAAUUCCUUUUUCUGUUUUUGUUCCUCCCCCCCCUCCUGAUUCUCUUUGGGGUCUGGAAAAAACCUGUGUUAUUUCUGAAUUGGCAGUAUCUCUCAAAUGUCCACUAUCUGAAACAUUUACUUGUGGACUGAAAUUAGUUGGUACAUUCCCACCUUGUGUUAUAUUCUGUGCAAUAACCCUCUCUGUUGUAUCAGUUUCAUCCCCUGAGGUGGAAUAUUCCCCAGAGGAUUCUACCUCACUAUCAUUAAAGGUCACUUUCUUAGAUUUAUUGCCCUUAUUACGAUUUCUAUGUUUGUUAUUUUUCUUAUUUUCUUUAGGGAACCUCUUUUGAUCAUUCUCUUUUUUAUAAAAAGACCUUUGCUUUUUGUUCCAAAUAUAAACCUUGUUAGAUUCAUAAUCCAAAGAAUCUCUCAAAAAUUUAUCAUGUUUUAUAUCCAUGAUUAAAGCUUUCGUUUUUGAUACAGAUUCUUGGAGAAUACCAUCAUAUUUGCUAAACAACAAAUCAUUGCUUCGUGAAUGUGUAGUUGUAUAUUAAAGUUGAUCUAAAUCAGUAAAGGACUGACAUAGCACAUAAUAUUUCACAUAAUAUUUCAAAUUCUUUUACAUUUGAUGUAAACAUAUUUAAGAUCCAUUUCAUUACAAGAGGGUUCUGUUUGGCUGUUAGACCUUUUACAUUAAUAAUAGAAGAGUAUCUUCUAUUUACAAAGGAAUUGAAUACCCCACUGUAAAUAUAAAGUUGUAUACAUCAUUUUGUACGACUACAAAAUCUGUUGUAAGUCAUAUACUUUUUCAGAUUUUUCAGUUUUUGAUGAUCAAACUGUCUUGUUGGCAUAUUUAACAUCUCAUAUUAGAUCUUUCCUUGACAGCAGAGAAUUAAUAGCUCCUUUUUAAAAGCACAUUUUGAGCAGAAUAAAAAGCGCCAUAAAAUUAACCUUAUUCAAAGAAACUGGUGUUUUGCCUUUAACAAAUGUGUUGACAUUAUUUUGUGUUACAUUGUCAGCAUUAUUAAAAGCACAUGAAAUAAUAUUACUCUUACAGUAUUGCUACCAAUAAACUUUGCACUUGCAAAGUUGGAAAAAAAAAACUUGAAGGAAAAAAUGAAUGUCAUUAAAAUGUCUACUUACUAAUUAUUAUUAUUAUUAUUAAUAAUAAUAAUAAUAAUAAUAAUAAAAAAAAGGGUUAAAAAAUAAAUAAAUACAAUUUUUAUCAAAACCAGCGUACAUUUCAGAAAUACAAAACAAUAUUUGUAGUCAUUUUGUGUGUGUGGUAAGAUUUGCAUAACUUCUAACUAACUUUUGCGUUUUAGAAAUGUCAGUAUGGCAGCUAUGCGUCCCUAUAUGCUACAUAGAAAUGAGGAAGGUAAAAUUAUUCUUCAGAAAAUUGCAAUAUGAUUAUAUUACACAACAAAGUGUGUCAUGAAAUAUGCAUUUAAUAAAAAAAAGUAUAAUAUAUUAUGCAUUUCUUUUAGCACAAUAACCAGAAAGAGAAUUUGAGAAACUAUAAAAAAAAAUAUUAAUGCAUUUGUUUCCAUAUUUGUGUUGCAAAGUUGAUUUAAAACCCUGUUUCUUUUAGGCAGUAAAAAAAUAAUGUGAUUUUUUUUUAAGCAGAUGUGGAACAAAUGACAUGUAAAUAAAGAGUACAAGUGUAAAAUAUACAUACAAUAGUUAAUGUGCCAUACGGAAGGCAAGAAUGGGUUUAAUAUUGCAUAACUUGGAAUGAUUUAUGUGUGAAAUCCAUUUAGAUCUGAGCACAGUUUGUCUGGUGGACUUCAUUUUGUACAAAGCAGAAUUUGAUGUAACUAAACUGUACAUGAAAGCAAUUCAUUUGUACUUUGCACAAAUCUGAAAAUGUUUCUACUAAGUAUGAAUGUUAUAAGUAAGUUUUGGAAAUACCAGCACGAUCUGGUUAUGGGUGAACAAUGAGUGUUUUUUGUUCUUCAAAUAAACUAAGCAUUACAUUGCA
Molecule: messenger RNA, 14018 nt
Organism: Bombina bombina (fire-bellied toad)
Lineage: Eukaryota; Metazoa; Chordata; Amphibia; Anura; Bombinatoridae
Gene: SH3RF3
Product: SH3 domain containing ring finger 3
Exons: 12
Coding region: 482-3271 (929 amino acids)
Molecular function (GO): metal ion binding; protein binding
Source: RefSeq, a predicted model, not a curated record